AAUAUUUUCAAGGUCACAGUAAAAAUUUAAAACAACCACGCUUUCACGAAAUCCAUGAAAUAUUACACUACAUUAUAAUAUCGAAAUCCAUAGUAAUAGCGCAGAAGACUGAAGAGAACCAAGCAGCAGGUCGUGGAUGUAAACACACAGUUCGCGCCAAAAGGGACGAGAGAGGGAAGAGGAAUCACGUACUAGCAACUGAAUGAAGCAAAUGCACUGAUGUUGCUGUGUAGUCAUGGAAUGUGUUGAUACUCUGCCACAAAAUAACCUGUUUGAAGACAAAACAUCAACUGAGAGCAUGAUAGCUCAGCAGUAUCCAGGGCAAGACCCAGAUGAUGGCAAGACUGAAGAAGCCACUCUUUCUGAUGCCAGCAGAACCAAUAUUAGUGAGAACAGAAUGAAUGACAUGGAUGAGGAAGGGAUGGAUGACUCUACUCAGAAUUUGUCCUUUCGAAGAUGCAAACUGGUUAUACUGUCUGAUGAGGAGGAAGAUGAUGCACCAAGAAUGUCUGUCACUAGUGAUGCAGUGGAGGAUGAAGGCAGAAUUGGUCAGAGGAAGACGAGAGUUAUUGGGUCAGACUCGGAAAGUGAGGAUGACGGUUUCUUGUUCAGUGAGAAGCCAGAUGCAGGAAAACCAAAGGUUAGCUACAAUCCCGACAUCUUUGACACUGAGCUCUCUGAUGAAGACCAGCCACCACUGAGUGACAGACGAAGUCAUUCCCCGUCAGACCUUCAAGAGAGUGAGAGGGCAGUUCCUCCUAAGGCAAAAAAGAAGGUGAAUAAAGCCAAACAAGCCCAACAGGAGCUAAAGGAGAUUCACAGUGAGAGUCAGCGCAUGGUGAGGGAGAGCCGGGUCUCUCUUCCCUACCACAGACCCAAGCAAAGAACCCUGGCUGAAUUUCUGGCCAGGAGAAAGCAAACUAUGCCUCCCAAAAUACAGAAUCAGAGCCUCAAGAUGACAAUGCGUAAUAUGGAGAUCCUCAAAUUGUUGGAAGAAAAGAAGAAGCAAGUUGAUGAAUUUUACAAGUCAGAUUCAGAUUCUGAGGAUCCUGAUGAUCUUGAUUGGACACCAGAAAACCCAGAAAAGAAGAAUGUGCUACCAGAGGCAGAGAGGAAGCCAGCCACAGAGAAAUCAGUCACUGAUGAUACACUUCCAGACCUUAAUGCACCUUCCAAUGAGUCAUCUACACAAGAAACAGAAUCACAGGAAAGCGGUUUUGAGCCUCUCCUUGUGAAAAAUGACACUGUUGUAUCUUCAGAAGAUGAAGGAUUAGGUGCUUCUGAGAAAAAUACAUCUAGAGAGCACUCCAGCUCCUCAGAUAUAUCACAGUCUGGAGACAAUGAAGGCUUACAUGAUACUGAAAACUGUUCUCCUUUAAUGGAACAUAUGAACUGUGAAGAUAAGGACUUGAAAAAUGUAGGCAUUGAGACCAAUGCUAAUACUGAAGGCUCAGAUAACAGAGAAGAGAGACUAUUAAAAGAGCCAUUGAGUGUUAUGAAGGAAGACAUGAGCAGCAGUAGUCAUAAAGCACAAUUUGCAACUCCUAGCAGUGAUAAAACACGACUUACAACUCCUGCCAGUGAUAAAGCACAAUUUAUAACUCCUACUGAUGAUAAAACACAACUUACAACUCCUAAUAGCAACACAGCACAGUUUGUGACACCCAAAUUGAGAUUACUAGCAUCAAAGUUACCAGAAGAGGAGCUGAAAAAAAUUAUGUCAGUUACUCCAAAACUUAGCUCAGGGAAGAAGAAUGAUGUUAUUGAUUUAGAUGAACGUUCUACUCCAUCUCAAAACUCUGGAAUGAAUGACUUUAUAAAUCGCUUUCUAAGACACGCAGAUGCCACACCAAAACCAACAGAGAAGCAGCAUGUAAAUCUCAACAUUGUUAGCAAAGAGGAGGAUAGCUGUGGAGGGGAACGUCUUGUGUCUUCUACCUUGUCAGUGACUCUUGAUGCUAAGGAAGAACAACUGGCAAAAGAAGCUGUGCCUGGUUCCCGCUUCACCUCCUUUAAGGCUGCUCUCCAGGCCAAGAUCAGGGAGCAGCGGGAGAUCCUCAGGCGGAAGAGAGUCCAAGAGAAGCAAUUUAUGGAGACAGAGGAGAUACCAGAAGAUUAUCAGAAUGAUGAUCUGCCAAAUGAAGAGGCAGAAUUAACAGACCAGAGUGAAACAGAUUAUGAGACUGAAUCUGAGCCUGAGGAGAAUGAUGUGCCCAUUGUUGACAAGAAGAGAGAGAAGAGUGCCUAUGUGGAUGAUGAAGCAGAGGAAGAGGAGGAUGAAGGGGAUUCAGAGCCUGAGGCCAAUGACUUGGAUGAUGCAACAGGCCCAGUCUCUGACAGCGAUAAUGAGAAUGAUACAUCAGAAGCCACCACUAAACGAAAGAGAAUUAUCAAAAGCGCAGAUGAUGACAGUGAGGAAGAUGAUGUUGGAAACCUAACAUUGAAUUGGGAUGCGACUCAGGAAUUAGAAUCCGGGUCCAAUCCUUUGUCUCGCUCAAACACAGAUGACCUGUCUUCCUUGGUCUGCAAGAAAGGAGAGACUUUGGAUAAGGACAUGAGCACUACAUCUUUUGACUCAAGCUUUGAGCUGUAUGGGUCAGUAAUUGCUGGACACCAACCAGGAGGAGGCAUGAAAUUGAGUGCUGAGAAUGCACUUCCUCUAUCUCUCACAAAGAACAAGUCAAACAGCUUCACUAGCACCUUGAGCAGCAGCUCCAAGAAACAGCAAGAGCUUACAUUGCCUGCAGAAGAAUCUGUUGACAUUUUUAAUAAUGAGGCCAUCUGUGCUUCUCCAGCUGGUGUUGAUCUUAAUUUCUCCUCUUUGGAGUGUACACAGCCACAUGAAUCUAAUCAGGAAGAUGGGUCAUUUGCAAAGCUCAAUCUGGACUUUAGCAGAAUAGAUGGCACACAAGAUAAAGAUGAACUGAUUGGGCUAUGCACUGGGCAGUUUUCAGACCAGGCAGUGGCAGAACCACUGUGUGAGGACAUCAGUCCUACUCAGGAGAUGAGUGAACUGUUAGGUUUGUGUUCAGGCCGCUUUGCUGGUCCAAAAGAAGGACAGAACAACCAGCUGAAAAAUACCCAGGAUGGCCCCAAGACACUACCUGUCUCUCAGGAUGACCCUGAUGACGAUGAACUUCUUGGACUCUGCACAGCUAAAUUCACAAUGCCUACAGACAGCCAGGCAGAGCCCUCCCCAGAAGAAAGUGAAACCAAGAAAGUUGAAAAUGAAAGUCAUCUGUCUCCCAAAAUGAUUAUAUAUUCUUCUGAAGAUGAAGACUCAGUAGACAUUAAAAGUAGAACUGUGAGAAGAAGGAAGAGAAAAAGAGUCAUAGAAUUUUCAGAUGAUGAAGAUGCACAAGAACCAUUAACAUUUGAUGAUGAAGAAAAUGAAAUACCAACGACAGUGUUCACUGGUUUUAAAGACAAUGGUAAAGGAGGUAUAAGAGCAGAAUUCUUGGAAAAUGAAGCUGAGUUAUCUGGCUCUGAAGUGAACUCUGAUGAUGAAGCUGAAGAGAGUGAAGAUGACUUUGAGGAGAUGGAAGGUGAUAGGGAGCACUUUGAUAGCAAUGUACUGCGAGAUCAGGUUGGGAAGGCACAUCUAAGGAGCCUCUUGGAUUCAGACAAGCGUGAAGUGCGGCUGCUGCAGGAACUGUACCUGGAAGAUGGGGAGCUGCAUGGCCAAGGUCGCAGCAGACAGUUCAGGUGGAAAAAUCUUGAUAAAAGGAUGGAAAAUGAUGAAAUUAAGACAUUAUCAGAUGAAGAAGGAAGUGAUGAUAAUAUGGAAGAUAGUGAAUGGAGGAAGCAGAAAAUUGAGAGAGAAAAAUUUAUACUGGAGCAAAAAGCCAAGCAGAUGACAGAUGUGGAAGCAGAGCUUUAUGAUGUUGGAAGCUGGUCUAGUAGCAUGCAAAAUUCAAAAGGGGAGCUGGGAAAGAGGAACUCUCUUACCUCUUUUCCUUCACUCAAGAGAAAGAGAGGUUCCUUCCUGAACCGAGACACAACAACCCUGGCCCGCAUUGCAGAGUUCACCAAAGAUGGGAGGGAUGUUGUGGGAGGUGCCAAGCAGGGAGGCAACUUUGUUUUCCAGCAGCUUGGUGCUGAUGAGUCAAAAGAAAAGGGGGAAGAUGAAGAAAAUAUUGGUGUCACCCAAAACAGGAGAAACCGCUUACCACCCAAGGUCAAAAAGGCAAAAAUAGAGAAGUUUUCAUGGAAUAUAGAAAACAGUCAGUCAUCAUCAAGUGUUUUUGAAUUUUUAUAAUGUUUGAAUAAAGUUAAAAGUGAAGUAUGCAUAUGGAGAUUUAAUUUAGUUGUUGUAAAGCAGUUUGCAAUAUAGUACAAUAUUUAUUUAUUUGUAUAUAAGAAAAUUUAUGAAAAAAAUUACUUCAGCAUAUUCUGCCUUGUCAAAGAUAGUUUUAUUUGUUCAAUAAUGUAGAAUGGAAUAUUUCAUUUACACAAGCAUUCAAUGAGGUCAUAUGGCAGAUGAAAUGGGAAAAAGCUUUCAUGACCUAGAUUUAUUGAUGUUUGAAUCAAGGAGUAGAGUCAUGUAUAUAUAUAAAACUGAAAAAGAAAAUGAGAAUUACAUUUUAGAUUCAAAGAUUAAAUUUUUAUUAUGUUUUAUGAGCUGAUGAACCAGUGAUAUAGGAAUGGAUUUUUUAUUGUGGUGAAAUCAGGAAUGCAAUAAUGCAGUGUUUUAUAGUUUUGUAAAACAAAUAAAGUAUUUUUUUUUUGAA
Molecule: messenger RNA, 4730 nt
Organism: Scylla paramamosain (green mud crab)
Lineage: Eukaryota; Metazoa; Arthropoda; Malacostraca; Decapoda; Portunidae
Product: claspin-like
Exons: 20
Coding region: 236-4258 (1340 amino acids)
Biological process (GO): activation of protein kinase activity; mitotic G2 DNA damage checkpoint signaling; mitotic DNA replication checkpoint signaling
Molecular function (GO): anaphase-promoting complex binding
Source: RefSeq, a predicted model, not a curated record